UUUGAUUCCACCGCCCAUUUUAACAAUAACGUUGCUUUUUAUUUGUGUAAUGAAGACUUUGAUGGUUUAAAUCUUUCAAAUUACAAGAAGUAUAUUGUGUAUAACUAAUGUCAAAAAAUCUGAAGGAUAUUUGUCGAAAAGUAGUGGCAGUUGGACGAAACUAUGCAGACCAUGCAAAAGAAUUGGGAAAUAAAGUUGAACCUUCACCUGCUAUAUUUUUAAAGCCUUCUAGUUGCAUCAUUGAAAAGGGGAAAAUUAAAUUACCAAAUGGGGCCAGUGAAGUCCAUCAUGAAGUCGAACUUGGUUUGGUAAUUGGGAAAUCACUGACAAAUGUCAAAGCAGAAGAAGUUUAUUCAGCAAUAUUAGGUUAUGUGGUUGCGUUAGAUCUAACUGAUCGACUACUUCAGAAUCAGCUAAAAGCAAGCGGACUACCAUGGACGUUGGCUAAAUGCUUCGACACAGCUUGCCCUGUGGGGCCAAUUCUUCCAUUGGAAUCACUACCGGCCGGUAUUUUAACUUCUCGCCAGGAAUUCCAAAAAGUAGAUAAUGAGAUUUGGUUAAAGGUAAACCAGUUGGAACGACAACGAUCAAAACUGAAUAUGAUGGUCUGGACACCAGCAGAUCUAGUAUCGAUAAUUACCAAGAGAAUCUCACUACAAUAUGGAGAUCUAAUUUUAACCGGUACACCUGCUGGUGUAGGGCCUCUGAAAUCUGGUGAUGAAAUUGAAGCUGGAUUGGAUGAUUUAUGUUCUAUAAAAUUUAGCGUAGAAUAACUGUAUCCUAACUGAAGUUGAUUGUCUUCGUAAAAUUAUUUAGUGCUCCAGUUUAUGUUUGCAAGACAUUGUUCUUAAAGCUGUUUAACGUACCUUUACAUUACGGUUGUUACUGUGUCAAGAUUAUACCUUAGUUACUGGA
Schistosoma margrebowiei is the source of this 915-nucleotide messenger RNA. The record is from the annotation of a GenBank genome assembly. Lineage: Eukaryota; Metazoa; Platyhelminthes; Trematoda; Strigeidida; Schistosomatidae.